This is a messenger RNA of Alosa sapidissima (American shad), 6127 nucleotides long. RefSeq names its product solute carrier family 41 member 1 (gene slc41a1). NCBI's taxonomy places the organism in Eukaryota, Metazoa, Chordata, Actinopteri, Clupeiformes, Clupeidae. Bases 1084 to 2712 code for a protein of 542 amino acids. The transcript is spliced from 12 exons. The record is from RefSeq and is a predicted model, not a curated record. Gene Ontology annotation, biological process: monoatomic cation transport. Gene Ontology annotation, cellular component: plasma membrane. Gene Ontology annotation, molecular function: monoatomic cation transmembrane transporter activity.
CUUAAAAUGCGUGUUAAGCUAAUGAAAUUAUUGUCACCAUAGAUAUAUAGGCCUAUCUAUGAUUGUCACUUACUAGGCUACAAAAAAUGGUGACUGCCGGUGACAUUUGUAAUAUGGGUAACCUUAUUAACGCACAUCUCCGGCUCUGCUAUUUUGCACUAAUGUUAAAUAUUUUGCACUAACUACAAACAUCAUUAAACUCCAAAGUCACCUAGUCAGGUAAACCGUGUAAGUGAGUAGCUGAGCCAAUCGGUGGUGCUAAGCUAUUGGUUUUAAUGUAGGCUACUGCAGCGCGCGUCAGCUAUGCUCCCGCCUUGUCACUUCCUGCUCGCGCAAGUAAUAUAGAUGCGCAAGACUCGCGGAAUGUCAAAUGGAACAAUGUAACGGACCGGAGUGUGAGCCUUAACCGGGGGUUACUUAUUAAUCCAUGUCCAGGCCAUAGCCCUACUUAAGGGUUGGAAAACGGUAAUUCAAGCCCAACAAACAAGCGGCCAUAAUUUGGGAAGGUAAUAAUAAGUGGUUCGCAUAGAGGAAUUCUACCGUAGCCGUGCGGCAUCUCCUCGAAUUUCAGCAAUUUCCUAAGGUGACUUGGAACAGCUCGACCAUAUCACAUGCUGUAACUCUAUACUGGACUCCUCCGGACCUUUAAAUACACCUCCAAAAACUUAUUUACCACGUGGUGUAAAGUGAGAAGCUUCCAACCCGGGACAACUGACGAGGGCUGGUUUGAAAGAACAAGUGAAAUCUUCUCGUGAUAAGACGGAACGGGACAUUAGGUGAACUGACACGAACGUGCAUUCAGUGUGUAUCUUUAGAAGAUCCCGACGGUUUCACAACCAGAUGCCGUCGAAGUCAGCAGCAAUCUAGUUUGCUUCUGGUUCGCUACGGACAAGUUUUCAGUUUUCGCAUAUGAAAAUAAUUAAGUGUUGUUUUACUCAUUUGAACUAGAUACAAGCGUGUUGAAUGGGGUCUAUCAUUUGUAUGCUACCUAAGUACAGGCAAGAUCUCUCACGAGCCUGGAGCACGGGGAUGCACCUGCCUUUCUUAUCCGACCUCUAAGAGUGAAUAUCACCAACAUUCCGCAUGGUACUUUGGUCGAAAGAACAAGACAAACUGUCCGAAAUGUCCACCGGUGCGAUAGAGAUGAAGAAGGAAGCGGUGGCACCGGCAUAUCACCACUCGAACGGGUCGGUGCACCCGGUCAUCCUGUCGGAGAGCCCCCAGGAUCCGCAGCAGGAGGCAGGGGAGUAUGAGCUCACUGAGGUGACUUCUUUCACGGACCGGGGAGACCAGGAGAGCGACCGGUCCGAGAUGGUGGUCAUUGACUGUCGGGCUAACGCCAAGGGGCAGCGGGAGGAAGACGCGCUCCUGGAGAACGCCAGCCAAAGCAACGAGAGUGACGACACCAGUACGGACCAAAGCCCCGUGCCACCACCUCCGCUUAAAGAGACGUCCUUCUCCAUUGGACUUCAGGUCGUCUUCCCAUUCCUGCUGGCCGGGUUUGGAACAGUGGCGGCGGGCAUGGUGUUGGACAUGGUGCAGCAUUGGACGGUGUUCACUGAGGUGAGUGAGGUCUUCAUCCUGGUGCCGGCACUCCUCGGGCUGAAAGGCAACCUUGAGAUGACCCUCGCCUCCAGGCUGUCCACUGCGGCUAAUAUUGGGCAGAUGGAUACAGCUCAGGACAAGUGGAAGAUGAUCAUGGGAAACCUGGCCCUCAUUCAGGUCCAGGCCACUGUUGUGGGCUUCCUGGCCUCCAUCGCGGCCGUGAUCUUUGGCUGGAUCCCAGAGGGUCAGUUCAAGAUGGGCCACGCUGUGCUCCUGUGCGCCAGCAGCGUUGCCACGGCCUUCAUCGCCUCUCUGCUGCUAGGCCUGAUUAUGAUUGGCGUGAUCAUCGGCUCCAGGAAGGUGGGCAUCAACCCGGACAACGUGGCCACACCCAUCGCUGCCAGCCUGGGUGACCUCAUCACACUGGCACUGCUGGCAGGCAUCAGCACGGGGCUGUACAAGGAGCUAGACUCUAACGACUAUGCCAACCCGUUGGUGUGUGCCUUCUUUGUGGCUCUCACUCCCAUCUGGGUGCUGAUCGCCCGCCGGAUCCCAUCAACCAAAGAGGUGCUGUACUCGGGCUGGGAGCCUGUCAUCAUCGCCAUGGCCAUCAGCAGUGUUGGGGGGCUCAUCUUGGAUAAAACAGUUUCCAACCCAAACUUUGCUGGCAUGGCCGUCUUCACCCCCGUCAUCAAUGGUGUGGGAGGUAACCUGGUGGCUGUUCAGGCCAGCCGGAUCUCCACCUACCUGCACAUGAAUGGGCUGCCUAUGGGAGAGCCUAACCCUACGCCAAACAAAUGCCCCACACCCUGCACUACUUACUUUGGUUCAGGUGUGAACUCUCGGUCAGCCCGAGUGCUCUUCCUGUUAGUGGCCCCGGGUCACCUUGUCUUCCUUUACACCAUCAACACCAUGCAGGGUGGACACACCACCCUCACCCCCAUAUUUAUUUGUUUCUAUCUGGCCGCAGCUCUCCUGCAGGUGUCGAUCCUGCUUUAUCUGGCAAACUGGAUGGUGCAGUGGAUGUGGGGGCGGGGGAUGGACCCUGAUAACUUCUCCAUUCCAUACCUGACGGCACUGGGCGACCUGCUGGGAACCGGCCUCCUGGCCCUCUGCUUCCACAUCUUGUGGCUGAUCGGGGACCGAGACACUGACGUGGGCGACUGAAAGGCUCUGAAGCCUUUACCCGUGUGCCCACCUCUCCUCCCCACCACAGUGCCAGUAAAAAAAAAACAACCCUCCACUACAAGAAAAAAAAUACAUGCUACACAUGUUGACUCUUAUAAAUUGUUGUUGAUGACUUGGAGGUUCCUCAUUAUUUUUCAAUGGGGACCCCUCCUCCCCUUUGGCCUACAGGUCGUUAAUGUAAAAUAUAUGAUCAAGUUGCACUUAAAGUUUUAGCAAAUAUAUUUAAAAAGCAAAAAAACGCAAACUUAGAAUGCAAAUCACCAAGUGCUCUAUGUGUGCGGAAAUGUACAGUAAAUGAGUAUUUAAUACACUAAAAGAAUGUUUAUAAGAGAAGGAAGCGCAAGCUCCAGUUUUCCCACGGAACACUGUUAAUACUCCCAACGGAACACUGUCAAUACUCCCAAAUGAAAGCAAAAACAAUUUCUGGACCAGAAUGAAGUGUAGUAGAUAACCUCUCUUUUGCCAGAGGUAUGUGUUUGUGUUCCUUUGUACAUUUUAAUCCCCCCACCCCAUUUUGCCUCACCCGCCCCUCACUACGCCUGGUGUCUCUCUCAGGAGACGGGAGAGCAUUGCACAGAGGCUACCACACACUGACCCCUGGUCACAAAGGUCACUCACUGUAAAGGUCAGAGAGCCUUGGCCCUCAUGCGCAUAAUGUGUGACCACCAUCCCAGUCCCAAACUCCCUCUCAGUCUUAAGGAACUCCUUUGUUCCCUCUUUAAAUCCUGUUGGACCGGAGCUCGUGGUUUUCAUGUUUAUUUCAUCGUUAUUUUUCCGUAACAUUUCUGUGUUUACUGACCACAGUUAACGUAAAUAUUGGCAUAGAACUGGGUGGCUCCUCCUUAACUAUGCAUGCACAAACACUGUCCUGUGACUGGUUAGAUAGAGCUAAUUGUGCUGACUAGUUGCAAGCCAUGUGUGUUGUGCUAUUGGCCGUUGUUUAUGCGGUCUUCCCAUACCGCUCAUAGUUUUUUAUAUGGCUAGAUAAUGGAAUCAGAAGGACAGUGUGUUUUCUGACAUGAGUGUAGAAAUAAAGAUGACUUGCACCCAAUUUCUCCCUCUGUAACUCCUCCCACUUAGGAUGAAAGCCUCAUGAGCGAUUUUCAAAAUGGCCACCGACUGAGAAUAGUUUAUGGAUAAAACUCCCUUUAAUCGCCUAGUUUUAAAGGAAAAAAAAAAAACUACCAGCAACACUAAUGUACAUUUGCUUUUAUGACAACACUUAGUGGUGGACUUUUUUUCAAGAGGAUUUCGGAGGUAGAAGCUGACUAAGAUUUUGCUGGGACUGGCUAUAAGGGCUACACAUUAAGGUGUCUGUCUGUUCUCCAACACACCAAGGAAGACACCCUGCCAAUGUGUCUCCUGGGCAGAGCUGUCUGACUGAAGACCACGGGAUCAUGCAAAAGAUGUCCAAAAUCUCCCCUCUAGGGUACUCAGGCUGCCACAAUACCCACUGUAGUUAGACGCUCAUGUAGAGCAUGGCUCACACAGAACAUUUAACAAAGCUACAUGAAGGCAUGGCUGAAAUAAAAAACGUGGAAUUUUUGUUUAAAAAAAAAAAAAAAAAAAGCAUGACGCGACUGGAACUGAAUAUAUUUACCUCUGUACCAGACCCCCCUGGGGGAAUUAAAUCAAUAAUCAAACAACAACAAAAACAAACAAAAAAACUAUAACUAUGAUAACCCAUAACACUCACCAAUGCACUCUGUUGCAGCAGCUACUGAUAACAACUCAGAUGAAUGCAAUUAGUGUUUAGUUCCUUGCAACUGACCACUAACCAUUGUAACGGCUGGCAUUGUACUAAUAUGAGCCUUUAAGUCUUAUACAGCAGUCGUGGCAGUUUUUGCUGCUGUUUAUGCAUUUCUCCAGUCCAUGGAGGCUCAUCUGUUUUAUGUAAACCUGUGGGGUCCACCUGAUAAUGCUGUGCAGGGCACAUGAAUUGCAUUGAUUGAUGAUUUUUUUUCUUUUUUUGUUUUGUCCAAAUACUUUCCCCGACGUGUAAUGGUGAAUGGCAUAGCAUUUCUUCAGAAUUGCUUUUCAAAGACAUUGUUUUUUCCCCCUUAUGUCUUUUUCCUUUGCUGUCAUCGGUUUCUUGAAUUGUUUAUUCUACGCUGGUCAGACGUCAGUGAGCGUAUCACUGACUUGUGGCAAGCUGAGGUGAGACCACUGCUGUGCUAAACGUACUGUAAUCCUGUGGCCACCAGAGGGCAUUGUGGGAAUCUCAAAAGGCACAGCCCAGAGGAUGGCCACCAGGUGGCAAACACAGGAGUACGCGUGCCUCCACACAUCCUGAGUCUGUGCUAGUCUCUUUUCCUCGGUGCAACUCACCUGUUGCCAUGACACCACUGCCUGGCAGCGAACACUCACCUGUUGCCAUGGCGCUGCUGUCUGGCUGUGAAUAAUUCUUCAGGGUGUGGGCCGCUUUGUUUUAUUUAUUUUUUAGAUGUAUACAAAGCGAAGUUGUAUAUAAUAUAUAUAUUUAUUCUAUAAAUAAGUUGUCUAUUUUUCAUUUUAUUUUGUCUGUCUUUCAGCUCAUGUUUGUUUUGUUUUGGGCCAGUAGACAUACUUUGUUUGCCCCCUUUAAGAAAACAUUGCAAACCUAACAAACAUAUCAGACAUGUGGUGCCUAAUAUCUGACAGAAACCUCACAUUUACAACUGUAGAACUAUGCCUUAACAAAAUCACCGGCAAGGUUUUAAACAAAAGGAAAAGUAGUUUUAAGAGCUUUUAUCAAUUUUUUUUUUUUUUUUUUCGUUUUGUCUUUUUUAAUUCUGUGAAUUGAUUUUUAUGUUGUAAUGAUUACAUUUUACUCCUGGAAAGACACAACUGUGCAAAAAAAGAGACAAGACUGUUGUGUAACUGUCUGCAUAGGGUGGUGGUGUGCUAGCAUGUGGCUCUGAGCAUGGGACAAGUGAGCAGUUACAGACUGAAGACACAAAUCAAACCAUGGCUACCUUCACUAGAUCUUAUAAAGGACAAAAAACAAGACACAAUCCAACGCAGAUCUUAAUGGCAAUUUCUUUAAGUAAAAAAAAUCCCUAUUUGGCAUGGAUUGUAUGUCAAACAAACUCAAAUCCACCCUUCACUUGUUAGCAGAAGGCUAAAUAUCAAUACAGCUGUUACUCUCCUGUUGCCGUGUGCAGACAGAUCACUAGUUCAAGGCUGUCUGGGGGUAAAGCUAUCAAUGUCAGAUCAUAUGUAUUGGGCCUGUGCUCUUGGUUUGAACUAUAGGAUAGGUUGAAGGCUCAACACAAUGCCACCAUAUUACUGCUGUACCAUCACCACUACCACCAUCCUGUCUCUCUUCUGCUGUAAUGGGGAUUCAAACAGUGGUACUUGUAAAUUUGCUGGAAUAAAAAAAUAAAAAUAAAGAAAAUCUAUUAUUUCGUACCAA